Molecule: messenger RNA, 16799 nt
Organism: Coregonus sp. 'balchen'
Lineage: Eukaryota; Metazoa; Chordata; Actinopteri; Salmoniformes; Salmonidae
Source: the annotation of a GenBank genome assembly
CAGGUUGCUCUCUAGUCUGCCAGGGCAGUAGAGGGUCAGGGGGAGUGUCAUGUUGAAGCUGCUCUUCCACAUAGUGCUGGUGUUGACCUGUCUUCACCCUUCACCUCACCUCCCUCCCCACAUAACCUAACUCCAGCUGCUCUCAGUCUCCACCCUCUUUCACCACUUGGCCAGGAGAAAGGUAAAUAUAGAUCCCCGGGACCACCCAUACACAAAAAAAUAUAUAUAUAUGUACGCAUGACUGUAAGUCGCUUUGGAUAAAAGCGUCUGCUAAAUGGCAUAUUAAUAAUAUACUGUACUGUAAAAGAUUGUGACCUUAACGCAAGCAAUUGCAUUUGAUCACCUGUCUGACUCUUUUUCCUGAAAUGAUACAAUGUGUACAAUCGCCUUAGCUGGGAUUUACAUUAGAGGUUGCCCUAUUGCCUGGGGUAAGUGAACUGAACAUUCACGCAAGUUGAACCUGCUCUGAGGUUGCCUCAUUGGGCAGGUGAUUGUGUUUUUAAAGAAGUGAAAACCACCAAACCUCAAAGAAUUCCAGUAGCCUAAAACCGAUCUUUCUUCUUCCUCCACAUUGUUUAAGUGAAAGACAGACAAUUUAUAGCAGUCAGAGCCUGCUCUGAGAUUUUGUUUACUGAAAACAACCAAAAUACAAAGACUUUCUGUACUGAUCUUUCUGAUGCCUCCCCUAUGUUUAGGUGAAAGGCAGGCAGUAUAUGGCACUUCUGCGUCGAAAUAGCUCAUUUACACUUUCGGGCAACCAAAAAUACUCCUGACUUGCCCGAUGGGCAACUGCCUUUCAGACUUUAAACGUCAAUACCUGCUGAGUGCCUGGUUCGUGCCAGUGUUGAAUUACAUCAAGGUGGUGUAAUGUUGUAGCCUGGAAAUCCAGACUGAAGCAUGCUACGCUUCACUAUUGUUUCACUAUUGAGUGGAAUUUGGUCUGGAUUUCCAGGCUAGUAAUGUUGUACAAUCCUGACAACUGUUUCUGUUCUGUCCAGGUUGUUGGUCCUCGUGGAAAAUGUCCUAUGCAUAUCAGAACCUGUUUAGCUGGAGUCGACCUCGAUUGACACAGCCAUAUCUCCUCUUCCUAUCACUGGGCUUCUUUUGCUGCUUAGUUGCUCCCACAGGUAAAAUGCACCAAUACAUUUCUCUGGAAUUAUUCAUGGUGUCAUGAUUGUCCAGGAUGUAAGAAUGAAUGAGAUCUAUUCAUUGAUUUGAUUAUUAUAUUAUUGUACUUACCAUACACUUUAUCGAAUCUAAGACAUUGCAACAUGAAUACCAUUGUCAAACAAUAGAUGAAUGCCUUUACUAAAUCGGUUGUGUCUUAAGGCGUCUGCAUGCUUCCCAGCCGAAACAGUUAGGUAGAGUUUGUGCAUACAUUAUACAACAUUUUGUGACGUUUUUGUUCAUUUUGGACUUCGGUGAGGUUUUUUUCCGGCGGUUCGGGCACACAACAUAUUUUGGGGAGGCUAGCCGAAGUUCAGAGCUGAAGUCUACGCCCCUUCGUUGUUGAUUGGUCAACAGUAGGGAUUCUUCAAUAAAGUCUUUGUUGUCAUUGAACAAGAGACGAUUCUCUGUCAUGCAAAUUUGUUCAUUUAAAAAUACUUAGUUAAAUGUAAAAUUGCGGGACUAACAUGCUGACUAGACCGGGCACUUACGUGCGCCCGCCAUCUCGCACAUGUUGAUUUUGUCCAUCUACACCAGACGCGAUCAGGACAGGAAGGUUGAAAUAUACAAAUAAAAAAACUCUGAACCAACUAUAUUAAUUUGAGGACAGGUCGAAAAGCAUGAAACAUUCAUGGCCAUUGCAAAAGUAUUCACCCCCCUUGGCAUUUUUCCUAUUUUGUUGCCUUACAACCUGGAAUUAAAAUUGAUUUUUUGGGGGGUUUGUAUCAUUUGAUUUACACAACAUGCCUACCACUUUGAAGAUGCAAAAUAUUUUUUCUUGUGAAACAAACAAGAAAUAAGACCAAAAAAAAGAACCUGAGCGUGCAUAACUAUUCACCCCCCACAAAGUCAAUACUUUGUAGAGCCACCUUUUGCAGCAAUUACAGCUGCAAGUCUCUUGGGGUAUGUCUCUAUAAGCUUGGCACAUCUAGCCACUGGGAUUUUUGCCCAUUCUUCAAGGCAAAACUGCUCCAGCUCCUUCAAGUUGGAUGGGUUCCGCUGGUGUACAGCAAUCUUUAAGUCAUAUCACAGAUUCUCAAUUGGAUUGACGUCUGGGCUUUGACUAGGCCAAUCGAAGACAUUGAAAUGUUUCCCCUUAAACCACUAGAGUGUUGCUUUAGCAGUAUGCUUAGGAUCAUUGUCCUGCUGGAAGGUGAACCUCCGUCCCAGUCUCAAAUCUCUGGAAGACUGAAACAGGUUUCCCUCAGGAAUUUCCCUGUAUUUAGUGCCAUCCAUCAUUCCUUCAAUUCUGACCAGUUUCCCAGUCCCUGCUGAUGAAAAACAUCCCCACAGCAGGAUGCUGCCACCACCAUGCUUCAAUGUGGGGAAGAUGUUCUCGGGUGAUGAGAGGUGUUGGGUUUGCGCCAGACAUAGCAUUUUCCUUGAUGGCCCAAAAUCUCAAUUUUAGUCUCAUCUGACCAGAGUACCUUCUUCCAUAUGUUUAGGGAGUCUCCCACAUGCCUUUUGGCGAACACCAAACAUGUUUGCUUAUUUUUUUCUUUAAGCAAUGGCUUUUUUCUGGCCACUCUUCCGUAAAGCCCAGCUCUGUGGAGUGUACGGUUUAAAGUGGUCCUAUGGACAGAUACUCCAGUCUCUGCUGUGGAGCUUUGCAGCUCCUUCAGGGUUAUCUUUGGUCUCUUUGUUGCCUCUCUGAUUAAUGCCCUCCUUGCCUGGUCCGUGAGUUUUGGUGGGCGGCCCUCUCUUUGUAGGUUUGUUGUGGUGCCAUAUUCUUUCCAUUUUUUAAAUAAUGGAUUUAAUGGUGCUCCGUGGGAUGUUCAAAGUUUUGGAUAUUUUUUUAUAACCCAACCCUGAUCUGUACUUCUCCACAACUUUGUCCCUGACCUGUUUGGAGAGCUCCUUGGCCUUCAUUGUGCCGCCUGCUUGGUGGUGCCCCUUGCUUAGUGGUGUUGCAGACUCUGGGGCCUUUACAUUUACAUUUACGUCAUUUAGCAGACGCUCUUAUCCAGAGCGACUUACAAAUUGGCACAUCUAGCCACUGGGAUUCAGAACAGGUGUAUAUAUAUAUAUAUAUAUAUAUAUAUAUAUAUAUAUAUAUAUAUAUAUAUAUAUAUAUAUAUAUAUAUACUGAGAUCAUGUGACAGAUCAUGUGACACUUAGAUUGCACACAGGUGGACUUUAUUUAACUAAUUAUGUGACUUCUGAAGGUAAUUGGUUGCACCAGAUCUUAUUUAGGGGCUUCAUAGCAAAGGGGGUGAAUACAUAUGCACGUACCAAUUUUCCGUUAUUUUUUGUCAUUUCACUUCAGCAAUUUGGACUAUUUUGUGUAUGUCCAUUACAUGAAAUCCAAAUAAAAAUCCAUUUAAAUUACAGGUUGUAAUGCAACAAAAUAGGAAAAACGCGAAUGGGGAUGAAUACUUUUGCAAGGCACUGUAGCUAGCUUGCUGUUGCUAGCUAAUUUGUCCUGGGAUAUAAAUAUUGUUUUUUAAAAUCAGAAAUGCACAAGGUCCUCUACUCUGACAAUUAAUCCACAGAUAAAAGGGUACAUUUAGUUAGUUUCUAGUAAUCUCUCCAUGUAUGUACAUUUAUUUUGCAACACUCGCGCACGUGACGUGAGCGGUGUGGUCAGCAUGUAAGAUCUCCUCAGCAAAAAUUAAUGACAGAUUUAUUGAGUUAUCUUAAAUUACUUCUGACUAUUUUGAGAAAUGUAUACUUGGACAAACAGUACUAUUGUGCUUUUUUGUAGUUUCUCAAGCGAAGUUCUUUUAAGGGAGUAUGCGAGCACACUGGUUCGGUUCGCCUAGCCGAUUUCGGCUAGACACCAGCCGAACUGAAGCAUGCUGUGUGUUUAUCGGGUUGUUAGUAAUUGUUAUACUGCCUGUUGUUCUGAGGUGUGUAUGCAUAUUUCGGUGGUGGCUCCACUCCGAAUGGCUGUUUCUACAGUGUGGGUGAGUGAUGCCACAAGGCCUGGUGAGUUACAAUGUAGGCCGGACAAAGGGGCCUCUGUGAGUCAGUGUCGAUUGGGUAGGGGGGGGAAUGACUAAACAGAGGCAAAAGGGUCCAAGCAGUGUUACAGGAAGUUGAAGUUACACCCACAUCCCAUAAUAUUCAGCUCAGGAGCGUCUAUAGCUAAGGCAACAAUAGCCAUGGGAAUAGGUGCGCUGUCACAGAGUGUCUGAGUUGGUGAUGGUUGGUGCCAUGUCUUGUCUAGAGACACAUCACAUUUAUUUAUAAAGCCCUUUUUACAUCAGCAGAUGUCACAAAGUGCUUAUACAGAAACCCAGCAAUGCAGAUGUACAUUAGAAGCACGGUGGCUAGGAAAAACUCCCUAGAAAGGCAGGAACCUAGGAAGAAACCUAGAGAGGAAGCAGGCUCUGAGGGAUGGCCAGGGUGGAGAUUAUAAGAGUACAUGGCCAUUAAGGAGAAGAGAGAGAGAGAGAGAGAGAGAGAGAGAGAGAGAGAGAGAGAGAGAAGAGAGAGAGAGAGAGAGAGAGAGAGAGAGAGAGAGAGAGAGAGAGAGAUAGAGGAAGCGCUAGAAUACUACUCAGAAUCGAUACUAGAUCUCGAUAUGAGAGAGAUCAGGAAGUGAGAGCACUCGGAGAGAGAGAGAGAGACUCUCUCACAUGGAUAGGCAGACCAUUCCAUAAAUAUUUAGCUCUAUAGGACAAAGCCCUGCCUCCAGCUGUCUUUUGACUGUAGUGUAGGUAUGUAUGGUAGGACCAAAUCGGAGAGAUAGGUAGGAGUCCAUGCAAUACUUUGUAGGUUAGCUGUAAAACCUUGAAAUCAGCCCUAGCCUUAACAGGAAGCCUGUGUAGAGAGCCUAGCACUGGAGUAAUGUGAUCAAAUGUUUUGUUCUAGUCAAGAUUCUAACAGCCGUAUUUAGCACUAAUUGAAGUUUCUUUAUUUAGAGCAUUACAGUAGUCUAAUCUAGAAGUGACAAAAGCAUGGAUGAGGUUUUCUGCCUCAUUUUUGGACCAAACGUUUCUGAUUUUUGCAAUGUUACGAAGAUGGAAAAAAGCUGCCCUGAUCAGGGUCCAGAGUAACUUUGAGGUCCGUCACAGUUUUAUUUGAGACGACUGUACAACCAUCAAGAUUAGUUGUCAGAUCAAACAGCAGAUCUCUUCGUUUCUUGGGACCUAGAACUAGCAUCUCUGUUUUGACUGAGUUAGUAAAACGUUUGCCACCAUCCACUUCCUUAUGUCUGAAACACAGGCUUCCAGGGUAGGCAAUUUUGGGACUUCACCAUGUUUCUUCUAAAUGUACAGCUGUGUGUCAUCGUAGCAGUGAAAGUUGACAUUGUGACCUUGGUGAUAAUGUUACUUUUGACCUUGGUGAUAAUGUAGCCUAAUCACUGUCUUUUGUCAAGGAAAGGCCUCGUUUCCCUUUACCGCUGUGACUUGGUUGAACAGUUGAGCUUCAUGCAUGUCUGGAGUGUUACUGUAUGUUAAGAGAUUGCAUUUGCGAGGUACAUAUGGCUAUAGAAAGAUGACAUAGUAGGCUAAAGCUUGUUACAAGUUGAAAAUGGUAUUAUCAAUAAAGCAACAUCCAUGACCUAAGUCAGUGGGGCGUAAAACCAGUGUCAGCUGCUUUUCUCAUCUACCUAGCACAUUAGUGAUUGCUCUCAGACUGCACGCACCUGGCUUCCCGGAGCUAAGAAAUAAGGAACUAAAACCAACACACUCAGGGUCCCAUUUAUCCACCGAAAUUACCCAUCCUUGGCCCAGAUGGCAAAGUCUGAUCACAUCCUCUUUAUACACACUCUAUAACAACUCUCUUUCCCUCUCCAGGUGUAUCUGCCGAGAUCUGCAGGGUGACGGGGGGAGUGUUGGGGAUCCACUGGAGCAGCGUGGUCGGUUUAGGCUGGCGCCCCCUGGCCGUGGGGAGGGGUGGCGGCAGCUGCUGGGAGUCCUGCUGCCAAGAGCCAGCCUGCAGCGCCGUCUGGAGCCUGGGGGGGCGCUGUGUGCUGCUGAACUGCUCAAACAGAGGGGUCUGUCAAGUCACGUCUCUCCCCCAGCCCCACAUCGAGUCCCUGGGGCUCCUGCAGCUGCUUUCAAAGGGCACCACCACAGCUCGGACGAGAAGGCUCAGGCAGGCACCAACAGGAAAGGGAAGUGAGGCCGUAAUCCAGAAAUAUGGGUCGGACCACCAACAUUCUAGCACUGUGAGUCAACGGCAUGUUACUGUUCUGUAGUUGAGUCAUUAAUGCCUGUUUACCUCCAUUCUUCCUUCCAGGAUCACUGGGACGGAGUAGAUGAAAGCAAAUACUAAAUACCCUCAUAUAAAGUUAUACAUUUACAUUUACAUUUUAGUCAUUUAGCAGACGCUCUUAUCCAGAGCGACUUACAGUUAGUGAAUACAUUUUUUUUUAUAUACUGGCCCCCCGUGGGACUCGAACCCACAACCCUGGCGUUGCAAACACCAUGCUCUAUCAACUGAGCUACAUCCCUGCCGGCCAUUCCCUCCCCUACCCUGGACAACGCUGGGCCAAUUGUGCGCCGCCCAUGAGUCUCCCGGUCGCGGCCGGCUGCGACAGAGCCUGGAUUUGAACCAGGAUCUCUAGUGGCACAGUUAGCACUGCGAUGCAGUGCCUUAGACCACUGCACCACUCAGGAGACUAUACUUAUACAUGCAUGACAACCUAACUUAUGUGUUAUUGUAUAUUAUGCAAUCUCUUAACUGCAGUGGUUACUUUGUGAAGGAUAUUGAAGACUGUACAAUGUAGCCAAUGUCUUUAGUAAUCUUCCCAUUCUCAUCUGAAGUUCAUCCAUAUCUUGGCAGGGGGUUUCCAAGGAUGCAGAGCAUCCAGCUCCAACAGUUGGCAUCACCAGUGGAGUAGCUCUCCCUCAAACAUCUGAUAAGAAUCACAGCCAGUUAACCAAUGGAGGAGGAGAAGCUCCAUCACCCUCACAACAGAACUCUACAUCAGAGGACACCAUAGACACAGCAUCUUCCAACAGCAGCUCUGUGCUUCCCACUACUGAUCCUACAAUCGCUACAUCACCAACCCAGGCUGGUAAGGCAGUGGACACAAAACUCUGACUUAGUAUCCCUCAAAACCCACCCUCAAAAACUUUUUGGUUAAUAACAUACUAAUAACAAAAUUGAUGUGUUGAGGUAUGUAUUCAUGGCAGGAAAAGCAUGUAGCUCUAAACAUCUACUCCCGUUCAUAAACUGGCACCCACUGCAGAUUUAUAUCUACUGUUGGCACUUUGAAUUAACUGCUGUUUCAGUGCUCCGCCCUCCAUUUUAGUCCAUGUAACUCCUGUGGUUUUCAUGACAGUCCGGGAGUUGGUGGUGUCGGCAGGCGAGAGCGUGGAGGUCACACUGCCGCGCAACGAGGUGGAACUCAAUGCCUUUGUGGUGCCAGCGCCCCAGCCAGGUAUCGCUACUCAACCUACCUGUAUUAUUACUUUGUUUUACUGUAUCAUACACCUGUAUUAUACACACCCACUGUAGUCCACAUCUCACCCUAAUACUAUAUAAGCUUAUCUGUUUAAGUUGGCAUGACAACGACAAAGGAGUGAGCUAAUGCAGAAAACAGCCUGGUACUAAGGAUAGCUUUGUAUCCAUGCAUGUCAUUACUCAUGGCUUACAUCCUCGGCUUUGAGUCACCUCUCUCUUUUCCACUUCUCGAAAGGGACCAACUAUGCAUUUGACUGGCUCUUGAGAACUCAUCCCAAAGACUACAGUGGAGAGAUGGAGGGGAAGCACAGCAAGACGCUCAAACUCAGCAAGGUACAGCUACUUGAAUUAGUUCAACCAUUACCUCUCUCUCAUAACUCUUUCUCUAUUUCUCUCUCUGUUCAAACCCAGGCCUCUUAAUUGAGAUUGAAUUUAUGACUAGAGACAUUUAUACAGUACUGUAAUACUAUGAGAAACAAUUCCUAUAGUAUUCACUAUAAUUCAACCUCUCUCUGGCUCUUGUUCCUAUGUUCAGCUGACAGUGGGGCUGUAUGAGUUUGAGGUGACGGUGGACGGUGACGGAGCACACGGAGAGGGCUAUGUCAACGUAACAGUCAAACCAGGUGGGGGUUAAACUAACAUGACUUGUAUUGACUGUGUUUGAUAUACUCUUUGGUAGGAACAUGUGUAAACUGUAACAUAUUAAAGGGCACCUCCCCUGACUCUCCCAUUAAUGGGCUUAUACAGAAAUGUUGACGAUGACUCAUACCUGGGUCGUGUUCAUUAGAACCAAACGGAAGAUAACAGACUGAAACAGGGAUGGAUUACCUGGAGUUGUCCAAUAAGAAAUGCUCAUUUUUGUUUCCCAUUGCAAAACGUUUUGCUACGUGUUCUCUAAUGAACACGACCCAGCUGUACCGUUCAGCCAAUUAGCUAACCUCUUCCACUUCACAGAGCCGCGGGUAAACAAGCUGCCUGUCGCUGUGGUUUCCCCAAUGUUCCAGGAGAUAUCCUUGCCAACCAGCUCCACGGUGAUCGAUGGCAGCCGUGAGUAGUUGUUUCCUGACAACUAGACAGUAUAGCUCUACUACCGUACAUUUAAAUUAUAGCUUGAUAAUUUUAGGUCAAGAACCGGUAUUUUCCCUAGAAUGCUAGAUGUUUAUCUUCAGUUUGGUGCAAAGGCCCUCCAAACAACACCCUGGUCAGUUUUUACAUAAUCAGCUUACAUAAAACAAUGGAAGACAACCUUUGUAGUCAGGGUUGAGACGGGGGCGAAAGUAUAGGCACAGUGUCCUAUACAUCUAACCAGUUAUUUUCCUCUUCUUCCUAUCCUGUCUUCCUCCUCUCCCUGUGUGCGGCCCCUCAGAGAGCACAGAUGAUGACAAGGUGGUUGCGUGGCACUGGGAGGAGGUGAAGGGCCCACUGAGGGAGGAGAAGGUCUCGGCAGACACUCAAAUCCUCACCCUCACCGGCCUGGUCCCAGGGAACUACACCUUCAGGUACUUUUACCGUGUCUUCUCAAUGGGCAUGUGGCACUUUAUAGUUUCUCUACAUAUUGCAUACACUUUCAUUACCUAGUACCUACGGUUUUGUACACCUACAGGCACUGUUUGUUACCUUGUCUUCUCCAUGGGCCUGCACCAUCUUGUAUUUUCUCUACAUAUUGCUUUAUAUACCUUGAGGUACCUCUUUCUUGUUUUUUCUAUGGGAAUGCUCUAUCAUGUAUUCCCCUUGUAUUCUCCUUUCAUCUCUUACUUCUUACCGGCCCUACCUGCAAGAUACUCAGAUUUGCAUCUCAGAUUUGCCUAGCAGAAUACCAAGCAGUUAGGGGUUGGUUUAGAAUUAAGCAUAAGUGUUAAAUCAAAACUUUCCUCCCCCAUCCUUCAAUAUUACACCUCUACUUCACCUUCAGACAAAUGAGUUGGUAUGUUUGAGUUUGUCGUUUCUUCAUUUGUCCCCCAUUUUGUCCCCUUUAGUCUGACGGUUACUGACUCGGACGGGGCCCAGAGCGCCACCCAGGCCAUGCUGUCGGUCAACAAGGCCAUGGACUACCGGCCGGUGGCCAACGCCGGGCCCAACCAGGUCAUCACGCUACCGCGCAAUGCAGUCACGCUGCAUGGCAACCAGAGCGCGGACGACCACGAGCCGCUGGCCUACGAGUGGUCGCUCAGCCCAGAGAGCAAAGGCAAGGUGGUGGAGAUGCAGGUGAGAGAGGAGCACCAGGGCCGGCUUCAGUUUGUUAGGGACCAUGCACAGGUCUUACCUAGCAAUCAAGGGGAUUCUUUUUAUUUAAAAAAAUUUUUUUAAAUACACUGCUCAAAAUAAUUAAGGGAACACUAAAAUAACACAUCCUAGAUCUGAAUGAAUGAAAUAAUCUUAUUAAAUACUUUUUUCUUUACCUAGUUGAAUGUGCUGACAACAAAAUCACACAAAAAUUAUCAAUGGAAAUCAAAUUUAUCAACCCAUGAAGGUCUGGAUUUGGAGUCACCCUCAAAAUUAAAGUGGAAAACUACACUACAGGCUGAUCCAACUUUGAUGUAAUGUCCUUAAAACAAGUCAAAAUGAGGCUCAGUAGUGUGUGUGGCCUCCACGUGCCUGUAUGACCUCCCUACAACGCCUGGGCAUGCUCCUGAUGAGGUGGCGGAUGGUCUCCUGAGGGAUCUCCUCCCAGACCUGGACUAAAGCAUCCGCCAACUCCUGGACAGUCUGUGGUGCAACGUGGCGUUGGUGGAUGGAGCGAGACAUGAUGUCCCAGAUGUGCUCAAUUGGAUUCAGGUCUGGGGAACGGGCGGUCCAUAGCAUCAAUGCCUUCCUCUUGCAGGAACUGCUGACACACUCCAGCCACAUGAGGUCUAGCAUUGUCUUGCAUUAGGAGGAACCCAGGGCCAACCGCACCAGCAUAUGGUCUCACAAGGGGUCUGAGGAUCUCAUCUCGGUACCUAAUGGCAGUCAGGCUACCUCUGGCGAGCACAUGGAGGGCUGUGCGGCCCCCCAAAGAAAUGCCACCCCACACCAUGACUGACCCACCGCCAAACCGGUCAUGCUGGAGGAUGUUGCAGGCAGCAGAACGUUCUCCACGGCGUCUCCAGACUCUGUCACGUGCUCAGUGUGAACCUGCUUUCAUCUGUGAAGAGCACAGGGCGCCAGUGGCGAAUUUGCCAAUCUUGGUGUUCUCUGGCAAAUGCCAAACGUCCUGCACGGUGUUGGGCUGUAAGCACAACCCCCACCUGUGGACGUCGGGCUCUCAUACCACCCUCAUGGAGUCUGUUUCUGACCGUUUGAGCAGACACAUGCACAUUUGUGGCUUGCUGGAGGUCAUUUUGCAGGGCUCUGGCAGUGCUCCUCCUGCUCCUCCUUGCACAAAGGCGGAGGUAGCAGUCCUGCUGCUGGGUUGUUGCCCUCCUACGGCCUCCUCCACGUCUCCUGAUGUACUGGCCUGUCUCCUGUUAGCGCCUCCAUGCUCUGGACACUACGCUGACAGACACAGCAAACCUUCUUGCCACAGCUCGCAUUGAUGUGCCAUCCUGGAUGAGCUGCACUACCUGAGCCACUUGUGUGGGUUGUAGACUCCGUCUCAUGCUACCACUAGAGUGAAAGCACCGCCAGCAUUCAAAAGUGACCAAAACAUCAGCCAGGAAGCAUAGGAACUGAGAAGUGGUCUGUGGUCAACACCUGCAAAACCAGUCCUUUAUUGGGAGUGUCUUGCUAAUUGCCUAUAAUUUCCACCUGUUGUCUAUUCCAUUUGCACAACAGCAUGUGACAUUUAUUGUCAAUCAGUGUUGCUUCCUAAGUGGACAGUUUGAUUUCACAGAAGUGUGAUUGACUUGGAGUUAAAUUGUGUUGUUUAAGUGUUCCCUUUAUUUUUUUGAGAAUUGUAUAUUUUCCCCAUGAUAGCCUUAUUGUGGCAAUUUUUGUUUGAAGGUGGAAAUACUUUGUUUCGGCACCAACAAAAAAAGGGAAAUUCUUCUCUUCCAUCUUGACAGUAUUCUCUUCGUCCUAUAGGGCGUUCGGACUCCCACUCUGCAGCUAUCUGCCAUGCAGGAAGGAGACUACACCUUCCAGCUCACUGUCACAGACACAGCCGGACAGCAGGACACAGCACAGGUCACUGUUAUCGUCCAGCCAGGUAAACCAGCAGCACAUAGAUAAUGUGUAUCUAUGGCCAAUGUCAACACCACUGCUAUUGUGUCACUUCAAUGAAUGUAUGUUGGCUUAACCUUGUUGAGACUUACAUUGGGAAUAGCAUAAAGAGAAAUGUAUGGACAAUUCUGUUACCUCCCUUGUGUGAUCUUGUAAUUGCGUGAAUAUCAUGCCUGAUUUACAUGAAAUAAGCCACACAUAUUUUCUCUAAUUCUUGCUAUUAUGCUAUUAUAUAACAUAUCUGAAUGGAUGUUGGUUUAACCUUGAUGAAACAUACAUUGAGAAUAAAGACAGACAAAACUAGCAUAGUUCUGUACAUGAAAAUACAGUUAUAUACGGAUAUUGUCCUCGUAGCAUGUCACCAAAGUCUAUGUUCUCCUAAGCCUGCAUGUGUUCCAUCCUCCUCAGAGAACAAUAAGCCCCCAGUAGCAGACACCGGCCCGGAGAAGGAGCUGACCCUGCCUGUGGACCGCACCACUCUAGACGGCAGCAAGAGCACGGACGACCAGAAUAUCUCCACCUACCACUGGAAACAGAGCAAGUCAGUAUUCACACACGUAUGCACAGACAGACAGACACAACAUGCACAUAGACGACACGCACACACACUCAACGACAUGCAUGCUCACUUUUGAGCACACACACUCACUUUCUUUCUUUCACACACACACACACACACACACAUACGCACCGACUCCCAAAUUCACACACAGUACCCUUUGGCAAAUUACACACUCCUUAUUCUCUGUGCAUGAGAGUGACACUUAGUUCAACUACCAGAAGCAAUAUGGUGAGUGGAGAUGACACUUUGGAGCACUCUUCUCUUCCAUCUCUCAUGUUAUAUGGCACAGUUCAGUGCUAUGUGCUGACUGCUGAUAGUGGAACUGCUGUUUCUCCACCUUUCUGAUUCUGUGAUGGUCUGUCUGUCUCUUCUCAGGGGUCCGGACGGAGUGAAGAUCGAGAACGCCGAUGGCGCCAUUGCCACGGUGACGGGGCUGCAAGUAGGCGAGUACGAGUUCAGUCUGACUGUGACGGACGAGAGGAAACUGGCGAGCACUGACACGGUCACGGUCAUCGUCCGACAGGGUAACUGUCCUGUGUGUGUGUUUUUUGUUUAAAUUCUCUUUCCUGAUUUCGUAAGAGUAGGUUUUUCCUUAGCCUCAUUUAUUUCUGGGUGCUGAGAUGAGUUUUUACCUGACAAACACAGUUAUUGUUUGAGUUUGCAAGAAAGGCAUUUCACUGUACUUGUGCAUGUGGCAUUAAAAACGUGAAACUUGAUUAAUAUAGAAUUGCUUACAAAGAAAUGUAUCAGAGACAGAACUCUUUUAAGCUUUCAAAAACAGGCUAGACGAUGUAAUGGUCUCACACAAGACGCACUCAACUAUUUAGGCAACUGUCAACUGAAGUCAAGCCGAGCUGAAUGUCAAUACUCUUUGAAGGAUAACUAAAGCAUAACUCACACACCUAUAUUAUUACCAGGUGCAUGGAGAGAAACCGCAUACUGAGUAUUUCAGAAUACUCUUUGGCACUGCAAUGUCCUUAAAUAUGUAUUGUCUUCUCUCGACCAGAGUUAGACCAACCCCCAGUAGCCCAUGUCCAGUCCAGCCCGGCCAUCUCUCUGCCCCUGCGGACUGCAACCCUGGAUGGCUCCCACUCCACAGACGACAAGGGCGGAGUCGGCUACUUGUGGACCCGUGACGACAGUAGUCCUGCAGCAGGGGUGAGAGACAGAGUCCACUCCGUGGUACUAUAACGGAUAACAGAAAUAUUUACAGAAAAUAUUAUGAAGUAUUAGGGGAGCUGUGGCAGACAAAUACAAUGUACCUAUAGUAAGUAAACAGAAAAAUACAAUAUAGUAUACAUUUCCCUCUUGUUGUUGUAUUAGGUAAAAGCGUUCUUAUUUUACAUUUACAUCAUUUAGCAGACGCUCUUAUCCAGAGCGACUUACAAAUUGGUGCAUUCAACUUAUGAUAGCCAGUGGGACAACCACCUUUUAUAAAUUUAUUUUUAUUUUUAUGGGGGGUGGGGGAAGAAGGAUUACUUUAUACUAUUCCAGGUAUUCUUUAAAGAGGUAGUGUUUCAAGUGUCUCCGGAAGGUGGUCAGUGACUCCGCUGUCCUGGUGUCGUGGGGGAGCUUGUUCCACCAUUGGGGUGCCAGGGCAGCGAAUAGGUUUGACUGGGCUGAGCGGGAACUGUGCUUCCGUAGAGGUAGGGGAGCUAGCAGGCCAGAGGUGGAUGAAUGUAGUGCCCUCGUUUGGGUGUACGGUCUGAUCAGAGCCUUAAUUACGCUCUUGCAUUUCUCAUGAUAAAUAUUCUGCUUAAUAAUAUUUGCAUACAAUGACCUACUACUGGAAAUAUUUGGAAUAAGAAUGUGUUCUGGUCAGAUUCCAGUUUUUCCACUUUUCUUUUUGCAGUAGUGUAGGCCAUUGCAUGCAGCUCGAAAAUACAACGUUCUGCUAUUAUAACAUAAUUCAAUGUCUUAUUCAGACUUUGAAUUUAAGAAAUGUGUCAUCAGCAUAAGACAAAAUAUCAUUGUAGUUGAUCAAAUACAAAUAAAAUGCAUCUUGUAUGAAGAAUUGUGUUGUCUGUCCCUCAGGAUGUACUGAACAACUCUGACCACCAGGCGGUGCUGUUUCUCACUAACCUGGUGGAGGGAAAGUACAGCUUCACUUUGACUGUGACAGACAGCAAGGGCCAGAGCAGCUCAGACAGAGGGACUGUAGAGGUCAAACCAGGUCAGUGGGCUCCUUAUGGACUACAUACACACAAACACAAAUGCCCAGUGCAAAAUCAACCCCUAGACACUUGGUCUGAAAGAAUCAAAUGGAUGUAGCUAUACCUACAGCUAGCUUUUUGGUACACUAGGGUUCUUUUCCAUCAUAUUCCUAAUACCCAAUCCAUUCAGAUCUAUGGGAAGUAGGAGCAAUAAUCUAUGAAUAACACACACAAACACACACACACACAGCAGAAAUGGCACCUACACACACUAUCAUUAUCCCAAUGUCUUCUUCUCUCACUCACUCUGUCCUCCUCCCUCUCUUUCCUGUCAGACGUUUGGCAGCGUGACCUGGUGGAGCUGGUGCUGGAGGUGUCUGUGUCCCAGGUGUCCCACCGCCAGAGAGACAUGCUGCUCAGACAGGUGGGCGUGCUGCUGGGCGUGCUGGACAGUGACAUCAUCGUACGGGAAGUCAGCGCCUUCAACGAUCACAGGUCAGCUCCUUACCACUAUAUCUUCAAUUCAACUCACUCAACUUUAUUGCCACAAUAAGUUACUAUAUUGCAAUGUAAGUGCAAGAACACAGGAAUACACUCUUUCUCUGACAUACAUUCUUUCUUCUACACAUUUUAGCAUGCGUUGUUUUGGCCCAUCUGACUCGGAUUAAAUCCAUCGAUAACAAUAUUUGGGGUUAUAUGAACAAUGUGUAAUAAAAAAUGUAACCACACUUACAGGGUGUGGACAUGAGAGAUUAUUUGUUACAAAACUAAGAGGCAAUGGUUAUAAUUACUAAUAAUUAGUCAUAAUUAGGCUGGUUGAGUGAAUCUAUUAAUUUGUCCUCAGCCUGAGCGAAUCUAUUAAUUCCUUCCCAUCUCCAUUCCUCUCCUCCUAGUACUCGUCUGGUGUUCUUGGUGUCUGGGGGUCCGGGUCGCCCCCCUCUGUCGGGUCACAGUGUAGCUCUGGGGCUACGCAACAAACUACGCAAACUACGCAAACAGAAAAACGACUUCCUCAUCUUCAAGGCACAGCGGGUGGACACAGUCAGUGAGUAUCCAGACAUGAGAGAAAAAUGACAUGGAUGGAGAAAUGUAUUAGGACUAAUGAAUUGGAAGUUCAUUUCCAUGAAAAGCACUUAUUGAGAGUUUGCUGUGAAAUUAAACAUGUUCUAUGAAUUAAAUUAUUAUUUUAUAUUGUUUUUACAUUUGUGAUAUUUAAAGUAUGGGCAAUUUAGUUUAUUUUGACUUACCCUUACCUCUUUUCUAACUUACAACUUCAAGUUUGGCUUAAUAUAUUUGUUUUAUUGUUCUCCAGUCUAGAUAGACUAGUCUUAAAAGACAGUUAGGAUAGGUUUGUCGUCUUUGACCAAGAAGAUGUCAAGAAGACUCUAGAAAACCUGUGGCCUAACUGAAUUAAAAGUUCAUGUCUCUAACGUAUCUCUCCCCCUGCAGUCUGCCAGCUGAACUGCUCCAGUCACGGGGAUUGCGACUCAUUCACGCGGACCUGUGUCUGCCACCCAUUCUGGAUGGAGAAUUUCAUCAAAGCACAGCUGUGGGACCAAGAGAAAAACUGUGGUGAGGAGCAGAGUGGACACUCAUGAAAUUGAAGAUUAUGACAUUAUACAUUAGGAUACUGUGAAGACUCAUGUGACUGCAUGAAUUUACUUCUGAGUAUGACACACAGUACAGAACGUUGUAAUGGAAAUAUCAAGAGUGGAAAGUGCUGAAUUCAAGCGUUCUCAUUCUGACAACCUGCGACUUAUAUUGACCCUCUCUCUUUCAGAAUGGAGUGUUCUGUAUGUGACCAUAGCAUCCUUCAUGAUUGUGGUUGCCAUCGCGACAGUUGUUUGGGGUGUGGUGUGUUGUUGCCGCAGGUAAGAAUGCCACUAACAUUGAGAUUUACAUUUUUAUAUUAAUAUUAUGUUGCUUCAUUUACAUUGCAUAGCGUACUACUCUGUUUAAAUACAUGCUUGUUGUCCAUCCAGUAAUGUGUAAUAAGCACACUGACAGGAAUGUGUGUCUUGAACAGGCGUAAGGGUAAAGUGCGCCACAAGAGCAAAAGCCGCUACAAGAUGCUUGAUGGUGAAGAGCAGGACAGCCUGGAGCUACACCCACCCCGAGCUGGUAACACACACACACACACACACAUUACCUACUCUCUGUCCCUUAUUAUCUUAGAAUAUGUCGAGCACCGCAAAUUCCUUUCCCUUUCUCCCCCACCAGGCCGAAUGAAGCCAGCCCCCGCCCCCUCCUCCUCCGCCCUCAUGCGCUCUGACUCUGACUUGGACAGUGACGACGGCCAGGGAGGGGUCCCAUGGGCAGACAGGGAACGAGGACACCUCCUCCGACCUCAGAACGGAACCCUGAGAAACGGCCAGGGCCCCACCAGGAGCAAAAAGCAAAGAGAGGAGCUGCCAUAG